AUGGGUGGUGCUCAUAAAACAGAGCAGUUAAAAAGGUUGGUGACAAAACCUCUAAAUGUAUACUCUAAAUUGCUUGGCAAAGAUGGUGCACUAGAGGUUCACAAUAGUACUCAUUAUCACAAAAAUGCAGCUCAAUGUUCAAUAGAUUUUAAAAUUACAUAUUCAAACCCUAAUAGAGAAGUAAUAAAUAUGUUGGACUCUCAAAGAAAAAAAGAAGUUGCUGAAAACCGUGCUCGCCUUAGACCAAUAAUUGAAACAAUUAUAUUUUUAGGGCGACAAAAUAUUGCAUUGCGUGGGCAUCGAGAUGAUGGCAAAGUUUCGUUAGAUGAAUUCCCAAUCGAUAAUGAUAAAUCCGAGGAUAAGUCUGUGAUAAAUCAAGGCAAUUUUAAACAGCUUCUUAAAUUUAGAGUAGCCUCUGGAGACCAUCUUCUUAAAAAUCAUUUGAAAACGUCAACUGCUAGAGCAACUUACAUAAGUGGGUUCACUCAGAAUGAAAUAAUCGAUUGUUGCAGCAAAGAUAUUUUAAAUAAAAUUUGUUCAGAAGCUAAAGAAGCAAAACAAUUUAGUGUGAUAUUUGAUGAAACAACGGAUAUUUCUAACAUAUCCCAAUUAAGUUUAACCAUCCGUUACAUAUUUAAAAAUCAAGUAAAUGAAAAAUUUUUGGGAUUCAUUAAUUGCCAUGACUAUAUAUUUGAAAAAAAUAAAGAUACAUUUUUGAAAGAUAAUGAGGAAAGUAAUGAUCUUAUUAGUGAAAUUCAAGAGCCUAAAAUAACUGGUAAAAUUUUAGGAAAUGCUGUUGUACAACUAUUGCAAGAUUUUGAUUUCAAUUUAGAUAAUUGUGUAGGUGUAGGAACGGACGGAUGCUCAGUUAUGGUUUCUUCAGCUAAUGGAGCAGUUCAACAAAUCCAACAAUUUGCAAAAAACGCAGUUCACAGUCCUUGUUCUAAUCAUGCCUUAAACCUGUGUAUCUCAAAGUCUUCAAACAUACAGCUUAUUAGAAACUGUGUUGGUGUUAUUAAAGAAACAAUAUCUUUUUUCAAUUUAUCUGCCAAACGUAAUUUUGUGUUGAAAAAAUAUUUAACUGGUCAUAAAUCACUUUCUAGCUUAUGCGAAACGCGUUGGGUAGAAAGACACGAUAGCGUAAUGGAAUUCAAAAACUCACUUGUAAACAUUGUAGAGACUCUAACUGAAAUUUCACAAUGGAAUGAUAUUACUUCAUCAGCGAAAGCCAAAAUGUUAAUAUCUGCACUCUGUACAUGUGAUUUUAUUUUAUCCCUUAAUUCUUUAUCACAAAUAUUAAGUGUUACAUACCCAAUCAGUAAAAUUCUUCAAAAACGUGAUGAAGAUGUAGUAACAGCAUCAACACACAUUAAUUGUGUUAUAGAUGUACUCCAAAAGUAUCGGUCAAGCUGUGAAGACAAAUUCAAAAGUUUGUUUGAAGAAAGCAAGUUAGUUUUUGAAAAACUUGAUGUAGAAAUGAAAUUGCCUAGGCUCGUCGGUCGCCAAACUCAUAGAGGGAGUAUAAAUUCUGGAUCAAAGGAUCCCUUGGACUACUACCGUAUAAAUAUGUAUAUACCUCUUCUAGAAGGUAUAUUAGAAGAUUUAAAAUACAGAUUUUUAAGUAAAGAAAAUGAAAAUAUUGUAACCCUUAUGUUGUUAAUUCCAAGUUGCAUGAUUAAAAUAAAAUAUGAAGAAACAUGUACCACCUUCAAAAAAAUUAUUCAAGUAAUUACUUGUUACUCAUUUUUUGAACAUGUACCAGAAGAAAGAAUAAAUGGAGAACUUGGACUUUGGUAUGCUAAAUGGAGUAAACAAGAAACAGAAGGUAAAAAUAUCUGUAAAAAUGCAUUAGAUGCUUUAGAUGAGUGUCAUCAUGAUGUUUUUCCUAUUCUACAUGAAGUUUUGUGCAUUAUAUGCUCACUGCCAAUCAGUGUAGCAUCUGCUGAGCGCACCUUUUCUACACUCAGAAGAUUGAAAACAUGGUUACGCUCUCAAAUGGGAAAUGAACGUCUUAGUAGUUUGACUAUGUUGCAUGUGCAUAGAGACAUUGAUAUUAAUAUUGAGAAUGUAAUUGACAUGUUUGCAAAAAUGAAAAACCGGAAUAGAAAUUUUAUAUUGUAA
Messenger RNA from Myzus persicae (green peach aphid), 2121 nucleotides. Its product is annotated as zinc finger MYM-type protein 1-like. The transcript is spliced from 3 exons. Gene Ontology annotation, molecular function: protein dimerization activity. NCBI's taxonomy places the organism in Eukaryota, Metazoa, Arthropoda, Insecta, Hemiptera, Aphididae. The record is from RefSeq and is a predicted model, not a curated record. The coding region runs from base 1 to 2121 and encodes 706 amino acids.